This is a messenger RNA of Cyclocybe aegerita, 1023 nucleotides long. The record is from the annotation of a GenBank genome assembly. Lineage: Eukaryota; Fungi; Basidiomycota; Agaricomycetes; Agaricales; Hemipholiotaceae.
AUGAGCUCUGUUCCAUCGACUUCGGGGUCUGUCAACGGCCGUGCGCCUCUUUUCAACGGCACCUCCCAUGGCGAAGUCUCGACCGAAUCAUCCUUUGACGCCAACGGAAGUUCCCCCUCCUCCUCGAGUUAUCCCAUGAAUGGCUUCUCCCAGCCACCCUACCAGAGUUCUCAUAACGAGGAAAUCGUGAGCCAUCUGUACCAUGCAGGUUUUCAGACAGGUAAUUACGCAGACACCAUACUGCAUGUGCACCAAAAUGUAUACCGUCUCCAUGCCAUCAUCCUAUCUCGCUCGCCAUAUCUUGCGCAUCUAAUGUCUACGUCUCCACAAACGAGCGGACAACGCCUUAUAUACGUCCAUCUAGACCACGAACCAGAAGUUACCCAGGAGGGUUUUGCCAUAGCCCUGGGAUACCUAUACUCGGCCAUCUCCCUUAACCUCAUCCGAUCCGAAAAUGCACGGGCCGUUCUGGCUGCGGGAUGUCUCUUGGGAGGCAUGGAGGAGCUGUGCCAGUACUCCUACAAUGUGUGCAGGCAGUCCAUGUCCGUGGAGACGAUUGGAAGCUGGCUGGACUUCGUCGACGCCAUCCCCUCGUCCUCGGACGGCACCGCGACUCCUGAGAUGCCAACAACGUCUGUCUUCGGGCAGUAUGCUCAAAGAUUGCGAGAUGACGUUUUCCACUUCCUCGUGGUUACUCUUCCCGAGGUUCUCGAGAUUCAACGGCCACACCAGGAUCCUUCUUCAGGCCCAAGCGGUCGUGAAGUCCUUUUACAAAUCUAUUCCCGCGUUCCCUUUGAAAUGUUCAAGAGUGCGGUGGAAUCUCCGACCUUCUUGAUCGGGUCCGACCAGGCUAGAUUCAAGUUUGCUAAAGAUGCCAUCGAGCUACGCAAGCGAGGUAUUGCGCGAGGUCUUGGGGCAGAAGAGACGGUGGUAUUAGCGUUCGGACAGGGCAAUUUUGGGACGAGUGCCGUGCAUGUUACACGGAAGCUGCGGAAGCGGCCGUUGUGGAAGGUGAACUCGUAG